Molecule: messenger RNA, 2214 nt
Organism: Leptonychotes weddellii (Weddell seal)
Lineage: Eukaryota; Metazoa; Chordata; Mammalia; Carnivora; Phocidae
Source: RefSeq, a predicted model, not a curated record
AUCACGUUACGUAGGGUGAACGUGGACUUCCAGAAGCAGACAGUAGAUCCUGUGCAAGUCUCAUUUAACACAUUAGACAGAUCCCGGGCAAUCACAGAUCUCCUCUUAACAAUUGAUGUCACAGAGGUCGUUGAGGUGGGACACUUCUGGGGAUAUAGAAUUGAUGAAAGAAACGCCAGGAUUCUGAAAAAGCUUACCGCUGAAAUAAACCAAUUGGAAUUGGUGCCCUUGCCCAUCCACCCACAUCCAGACUUGGUCUGUCUGGCUCCCUUUGCUGAUUUUGAUAAAGAAAGAUACUUCAGAGCCCAAAUCCUUUAUGUUUCUGGGAACUCUGCUGAGGUGUUCUUUGUAGACUAUGGUAAUAGAUCUCAUGUAGAUCUGGAUCUUUUAAUGGAGAUUCCCUGUCACCUUCUUGAACUCCCAUUUCAGGCAUUGGAAUUUAAGAUUUGCAAAAUGCGCCCCUCUGCAAAGUCUCUCGUGUGUGGUGAGCACUGGAGCGGUGGGGCCAGCCAGCGGUUUGCCUCCCUGGUGAGCGGCUGCGCGCUCCUCGUCAGGGUCUUCUCUGUUGUGCACAGCGUCCUGCACGUGGAUGUGUACCGCUGCUCGGGGGCCCAGGACACUGUCAACGUAAGAGACGUCCUCAUCAAGGAGGGCUACGCCGAGCUCGCGGAGGAGUCCUAUGAGUCCAUGCAAAGCCAUGAAGCUCUCAAGGGUCUCUUCUCCAAGUCCGUAGAAAACGUGGCAGACUUGUCUACAUCAUCCCCUGUGAAGGAUGAUGAAAAGUACCUCAUCCGGGUUUUGUUAGAGAGUUUUUCUUCUAAUAAACUGGGUGCCCCCAACUGCAAGGUGAUACUUCAUGGGCCUUUUAACCCUUAUGAACUGAAGUGUCAUAGUUUGACCAGAAUAUCCAAGUUCAGAUGUGUUUGGAUUGAGAAGGAAAGCAUCAACUCUGUCAUCAUCAGCGAUGCCCCCGAGGACCUUCACCAGAGGAUGCUGGUUGCAGCUUCCCUUUCCGUCAAUGCAACGGGGUCCACCAUGCUGCUGAGAGAGACCUCUCUGAUGCCGCACGUUCCCGGCCUCCCGGCUCUCCUCAGCGCGCUCUUUGCACCGGUGAUGGAGUUAAGGGUCGAUCAGGAUGGAAAGUGCUAUACUGGAGUCCUCUGUGGUUUGGGGUGGAAUCCAACUACAGGGGCCCCGAUACUGCCAGAGCAUGACAUCGAGCUCGCGUUCGACGUUCAGUUCAACGUGGAAGAUAUCAUAGAGAUUAAUAUUCUCAGGGCUGCUAUUAACAAGCUAGUGUGUGAUGGACCAAAUGGAUUGAAGUUUCUUGGGCCAGAAAGAAUUGCACAGUUACAGGAUAAUGCUCGUCAGAAACUUCUAGGUUUGUUCUUUCAGUUGAAACCAAGACAGAGAGUUGUCCCUAGGUGGCAUGAAAAGCCAUACGAAUGGAAUCAGGUUGAUCCAAAGCUGGUCAUGGAGCAGGCUGACCGGGAGAGCAGCCGAGGAAAGAACACCUUUCUCUACCAGCUCCACAAACUGAUUGUUCUCAGCACUUAGGUGUGCCGGCAGGUUGUAACCCAGCUCCUCCCGGGGAAACUGAGACCCGCCACACAGACAGGUGGAUUAAAGGCUCCAUCUGCAGACUGACUUCUCUCUGUAUCUGAACGUUACAGUCUUUGCCCGCUGCAUCCGAAAGGUCUUCUCCAUCCCUCUUCCUCUUCCUAUGUGGGUGGUGGCUGGAGAGUGGUGUUUCUGUUCAGGUGGGAAGGAUUGGAAAGUCUAGUCUUUUCUAGAAACAGAGAAUCACUGUGUUAAAGAUUCUGGGAAAAACUGAUGAAAGAAGACUUUGUUUGGAAAAAGAGCUGUGUUUUGCUUUAAAUCUAUUAAGGUAAAUAUAAAUAGCUGAACAUGUAAGGUUCCAGUAUGUGCUAGUAUGUUCUUUUUGUUACAGUGAUUUAAUCCUGGGAUGUAGGGGGAACCAAGAUCCCCAAACCUCAGUUUACCACAAAGGAGAGCUGCAUGUUUCUCAAAACCAUGUGGCACUUUCUGUUUUUUUUUUUCUGUGAGGGAAAAUAUUUAAUUUUGGUAAAAGUAACUUCAGUUUUGUAUAUUUCACGUUUUUACCUACGUUACAAUUGUAAGUCUAAAUUUUGGAAAUCAGAUUACUUGGCAACUAGUAUAUUUAUGUUAAAGCAAUAAAAGCAUUAGACUGAG